GAGAAACCAUGGAUCCCGGGCAGCAGCAGCCGCCGCCUCAGCCAGCCCCCCAGGGCCAAGGGCAGCCGCCCGCGCAGCCCCCCCAGGGGCAGGGCCCGCCGUCCGGGCCCGGGCAGCCGGCACCCCCGGGGUCCCAGGCGGCACCGCAGGCCCCCCCCGCCGGGCACCAGAUCGUGCACGUCCGGGGGGACUCGGAGACCGACCUGGAGGCGCUUUUCAACGCCGUCAUGAACCCCAAGACGGCCAACGUGCCCCAGACUGUGCCCAUGAGGCUCCGGAAGCUGCCUGACUCCUUCUUCAAGCCUCCAGAGCCCAAGUCCCACUCCCGACAGGCCAGUACUGAUGCAGGCACUGCAGGGGCGCUGACUCCACAGCAUGUUCGAGCUCAUUCCUCUCCAGCUUCCCUGCAGCUGGGAGCCUUAUCUCCUGGGACACUGACACCCACGGGAGUAGUCUCUGGCCCAGCAGCUACACCCACUGCUCAACACCUUAGACAGUCUUCUUUUGAGAUACCUGAUGACGUACCUCUGCCAGCGGGCUGGGAGAUGGCAAAGACAUCUUCUGGUCAGAGAUACUUCUUAAAUCACAUAGAUCAAACAACAACAUGGCAGGACCCCAGGAAGGCCAUGCUCUCCCAGAUGAACGUUACGUCCCCUACCAGUACACCAGUGCAGCAGAACAUGAUGAAUUCGGCCUCAGGUCCUCUUCCUGAUGGAUGGGAACAAGCCAUGACUCAGGAUGGAGAAAUAUACUAUAUAAACCAUAAGAACAAGACCACCUCUUGGCUAGACCCCAGGCUUGACCCUCGUUUUGGUAAAGCCAUGAACCAGAGGAUCAGUCAGAGUGCUCCAGUGAAACAGCCACCACCCCUGGCCCCCCAGAGCCCUCAGGGAGGAGUCAUGGGUGGUGGCAAUUCCAACCAGCAGCAACAGAUGCGGCUGCAGCAGUUGCAGAUGGAGAAAGAGAGACUGCGACUGAAGCAGCAAGAACUGCUUCGGCAGGUGAGGCCACAGGCAAUGCGGAAUAUCAAUCCCAGCACAGCAAAUUCUCCAAAAUGUCAGGAAUUAGCCCUCCGUAGCCAGUUACCAACACUGGAGCAGGAUGGUGGGACUCAAAAUCCAGUAUCUUCUCCUGGGAUGUCUCAGGAAUUGAGAACAAUGACGACCAAUAGCUCAGAUCCCUUUCUUAACAGUGGCACCUAUCACUCUCGAGAUGAGAGCACAGACAGCGGACUAAGCAUGAGCAGCUACAGUGUCCCUCGGACCCCAGACGACUUCUUGAACAGUGUUGAUGAAAUGGAUACAGGUGACACUAUCAACCAAAGCACCCUACCCUCACAGCAGAAUCGUUUCCCAGACUAUCUUGAAGCCAUUCCUGGGACAAAUGUGGACCUUGGAACACUGGAAGGAGAUGGAAUGAACAUAGAAGGAGAGGAGUUGAUGCCAAGUCUACAAGAAGCUUUGAGUUCUGACAUCCUUAAUGACAUGGAGUCUGUUUUGGCCGCCACCAAGCUAGAUAAAGAAAGCUUUCUUACAUGGUUAUAGAGCUCUCAGGUAGACUGAAUUCUAAAUCUGUGAAGGAUCUAAGGAGCUAUACCUGAAAUUUCCAAAUAAGCCGGUUGUGAUCUUCUGGCUAAUACAGAAAAAGAUGAACAAACGUCCAGCAAGAUUCUUUCAUCCACUAUUUUGCUCUUCCUUGUCCAUUGCUGCUGUUAAUAUAUUGCUGACCUCUUCCAUAUUUGGCUCUAAAGAAUCAAAAAAAACUUUUUUUGUUUCUUUUGCUAUUAUAACUACUGUUUGUUUUGGGGGCUGGGGGAAGUGAGCCUGUUUGGAUGAUGGAUGCCAUUCCUUUUGCCCAGUUAGACGUUCACCAAUCAUUUUAACUAACUACUCAGACUUGGAAGUCAAAUGCUUCACGUCACAGCAUUUAGUUUGUUCAAGCAAUUGUUUCUUCAGCUGCCUUUGGCCAGUGGAAAAACAUGACUUUCUGGUCUGACAAGCCAAAAAUGUUGUAUCUGAUAUUAAGUACUUAUGCUGAUUUGAAGAGAUAGCUGAAACCAAGGCUGAAGACUGUUUUACUUUCAGUGGGUUUUUUUUCCUCCUAGUGCUAUCAUUAGUCACAUAGUGACCUUGAUUUUAUUUUAGGAGCUUAUAAGGCUUGAGAUAAUUUCCAUAGAAAUAUAUUAAUUAUUGCCACAUACUCUAGUAUAGGUUUUGGUGGGUUUUAUUGUGGUUUUUUUUUUGUUGGUGGUGGUG
Messenger RNA from Kogia breviceps (pygmy sperm whale), 2255 nucleotides. It is a transcript of the gene YAP1, whose product is annotated as Yes1 associated transcriptional regulator. Gene Ontology annotation, cellular component: cytoplasm; nucleus. Gene Ontology annotation, molecular function: protein binding; transcription coactivator activity. The record is from RefSeq and is a predicted model, not a curated record. NCBI's taxonomy places the organism in Eukaryota, Metazoa, Chordata, Mammalia, Artiodactyla, Physeteridae. Gene Ontology annotation, biological process: hippo signaling; positive regulation of transcription by RNA polymerase II.